CUGAAUUGAAAUUUAUGUAACUAUAUUAAUAUUAUUAUUUAUUAUUAGAGUAGUUUAAAAGCAAAUCAUGUUAUUGAUUUUUUGUUUUUUAAUAUUUUUAAACACAUAAACGACAAAUAAGAAGUAGCCUAGGGUUGAUUGAUUUGUAGCAAUUUCGUCGUUUUGCAGUGGUAUUGUUCGUUGCGUGGUUACAUGAAUGAAUGAAUGAAUGAAUGAAUGCACAAAUUGUUUUUCCUUUUCUUUUGGGGUAUAAUAAUAAAUAAAUAUUCUUUCUUUCCCAUUUUGAACUUCGUUUUCAUAACCAGUUAAUUUAUAGGGGAGAGAAGAGAGGGGCUAUUCAAUUAGUUGUUCAUGUAGUUCUCUUCUCGCCUUGCCUUGGAGGAAAUGCCUGAGCCAUGCUGCUCUCCUCUUCCACCGCCUCACCUCAUUCACUGCUCUCCCCCUCUACCGUACCUGCUCUGACCUUUUCAACUUUUCCCUCUGACCCCAGAUUCAGGCCAACACAACUUCAUUUACUGCCUCUCGGCUUCGUCGGAGCCAAGGGCCAUUGCCGUUCGGGGUUUUUCCGUUCGACGGAGUAUUGUAGGGGUUUGCAUGUUGGUUGGUCUUGGUUAGUCACGCGUUGCAGGGAUUGGGAUAGCGAAGGGGAUUUUGAAUUGGAAGCUGAGAUUUUGGAGUUCAUGAAGAAUUCUAAUAAGCCUGGGGCGUUUCCUAGCAAGAAGGAGUUGGUUGAUGCUGGAAGGAUUGAUUUGGUGAAGGCUAUUGUCAAGCAAGGUGGUUGGUUGUCUUCCGGUUGGGAUUUGGACGACGAAGAAGAAGGAACUCAAGAAAGUGGAGUCAGUAGUCUAGCUUCAACGGUGGCCACGGAAAGUGAUCAUUUUCAGGAAAACAAUCUUCUUUCUGUGGAUGAAAUACAGGACCCUGAUGUUUCUUAUUGUCCCUACGAUAAUUUUCCGUCAACCUCAUCGUCUGGUAGAUCGUUAGAAAUGGAAAGCGCACAGCAUGAGACUGGGAUUGAAGGCAUACUGACUCGAUUGGAGAAGGAAAGAAGUAUGACUUUUGGAUUAGGCCGAGGAGAAAAUAAUGAAUCCCGUAGGGAAGCUAACAGUGAGAAUAAAGAAUGGCAUUCUAAAUUCUCAAUUGAUAUGGCUAGGCUUGAUCUGGGAAAAUCUUUUUGUAAGAUUGAUGAAUUAAGAAGUUCAAAUGAGGCAUUAACUUGGAGAACAUGGAGCACUCAGCGGGCAGGAUUUUCAAAUAUGGGUUUUGAAGACACUGAAACUGCAUCAAGUGAAUCUCGUAUUGGAGGGUCAUUGUAUUUGUCAAAAGAAGAAAUACUAAGAAGAGAGAGUAUACGUAAAAUUAAUGAAGGGAAUGAACUAGAUUCACAUCAUGAAGUGAUUAGUCUUAAUCAACUACGAAGUCGUCUUAAGCACCUGGAGUUAGAGCUGUCAUCUGCACUUCACUCGGUGCGAUAUAAUGCUGAUGAAACUGCCUCACAAAAGGAUCAUGAAGGCACCUCUGAUGACUUGCGGAAGCUUUCUGAUGCUUGGGAAUUUCAGGAAAACGAGAUUAUGAAUGCCAAGAGUUUAUUACGUUCAACUCGGGCAAAGUUAGCUGUUUUAGAAGGAAAGAUGGCACUAGCAAUAAUUAAUGCAAAAAAGAUUGUGGAGGAGAAACAAAAGAGGAUAGAUGAUGCUCGAAGAGCUUCACGACUUCUUCGUGCUAGUUGCAUAGUUUGGCCUAAUUCAGCCUCUGAAGUACUUUUGGCAGGAUCAUUUGAUGGUUGGGCAUCACAGAGAAAGAUGACCAAGUCAGGUACAGGAAUCUUCUCCCUGUGGCUUCAAUUAUAUCCAGGCAAAUAUGAGAUCAAAUUCAUUGUUGAUGGUGAGUGGAUGAUUGAUCCUCUGCGCCCCAUUGUUCAUAACAAUGGUUAUAAGAACAAUUUACUUGUUAUCACCUAAGGAAAGGCCAGACUAACAAUACAACUAGAUCUUUUAUUCUUUCUGUUUCGUUCUUUUUGUAAAGAAGAGUAGGUUGCAGAUUAUGAUUCUAAUGAUUCUUUCAUGUCUUGAGAUCAACACAAAGGCGUGUUUUGUUUUGUUUCCCUUUCUUACUUAGAGGUGGGUUGCUAUAAAAGCUUGUAUUGUUUGCUCAGACACAAUGUUGGCCUCUUUUUGUUCAAGUAAUCUAUAUGACGAAUUGAAGUCCUAAGUCCUGUAAUUCUAUAAUUCAGUAAUCAGUAUCACUGGGGAAACAAUUGGAUCACGGUCAAAGAUUUUUGUCAAGUUUUAACUAAAA
Messenger RNA from Cannabis sativa, 2298 nucleotides. Its product is annotated as protein PTST homolog 2, chloroplastic. NCBI's taxonomy places the organism in Eukaryota, Viridiplantae, Streptophyta, Magnoliopsida, Rosales, Cannabaceae. The record is from RefSeq and is a predicted model, not a curated record. The transcript has 8 exons. The coding region runs from base 396 to 1961 and encodes 521 amino acids.